CUGGGCUUCUCUCUCGCCAAUGCAAAAGGGAAUAUGCAGCACAUUUUUGCCUUCUUCUGCACCAGUUUCCUAGGGGCAGCGUUGGGGGUCAAUUUCCCCAGCAACAUCCAGAUCGGGGGAUUAUUUCCUACUCAGCAAUCCCAGGAACAUGCAGCCUUUAUGUUUGCAUUAUCUCAGUUCACAGAGCCCCCCAAGCUGGCUCCACAGAUUGAUAUUGUGAAUAUUAGUGACAGUUUUGAAAUGACCUACACCUUCUGUUCCCAGUUCUCCAAGGGGGUCUAUGCUAUCUUUGGCUUUUAUGAGAGGAGGACUGUCAACAUGCUCACGUCCUUCUGUGGGGCACUACAUGUCUGCUUUGUAACACCCAGCUUCCCUGUUGACACAUCCAAUCAAUUUGUUAUUCAGCUGCGCCCUGAACUUCAGGAUGCCCUCAUCAGUGUCAUUGAAUUUUACAAGUGCCAGAAGUUUAUGUACAUUUAUGAUGCUGACCGGGGUUUGUCAGUGCUGCAAAAGGUAUUGGAUACAGCUGCAGAGAAAAACUGGCAGGUAACAGCAGUCAACGUUAUGACAACAACAGAAGAGGACUACAAGUCACUCUUCCAAAAUUUGGAGAAGAAGAAGGAACGGGUCGUGGUUGUUGAUUGUGAAUCAGAACGACUAAAUGCUAUCUUAGGCAAGAUAAUCAAGCUUGAAAAAAAUGGGAUAGGAUACCACUAUAUUCUUGCAACUUUGGGAUUUAUGGAUAUUGACCUGGGGAAAUUCAAGGAAAGUGGAGCAAAUGUGACUGGAUUCCAAUUGGUGAAUUAUACAGACACCAUACCAGCCAGGAUCAUGCAACAGUGGAAGAACAAUGAUGCCAGGGAACAACCUCGGGUGGACUGGAAGAGGCCAAAGUACACAUCUGCUCUUACGUAUGAUGGGGUUCGGGUAAUGGCAGAAGCUUUUCAGAGUCUCAGAAAACAACGGAUCGAUAUUUCCCGUCGUGGGAAUGCCGGGGAUUGCUUGGCAAAUCCAGCUGUUCCUUGGGGACAAGGGAUCGAUAUCCAGAGAGCUCUACAACAGGUGCGCUUUGAAGGACUGACAGGAACUGUCCAGUUUAAUGAAAAAGGACAUCGAACUAAUUACACCCUUCAUGUUAUUGAAAUGAAACAUGAUGGGAUCAGAAAGAUUGGUUAUUGGAAUGAAGAUGAAAAAUUUGUUCCAACCAUCACAGAUCAGCAAGCAAAUGAAACAACAACUCUGCAGAACAGGACCUAUAUUGUCACAACUAUUCUUGAAGCUCCAUAUGUGAUGCAAAAGAAGAGCAGUGAGCCAUUAGAAGGAAAUUUGAGAUAUGAGGGAUAUUGUGUAGAAUUAGCUGCUGAAAUUGCAAAACAUGUUGGCUACAACUACAGCUUGCAGAUUGUUGCUGAUGGAAAAUACGGCGCUCGAGAUUCUGAUAGUAAAAUGUGGAAUGGCAUGGUUGGAGAGCUAGUCUAUGGAAGAGCUGAUGUGGCUGUUGCACCAUUAACUAUAACUCUAGUGCGAGAAGAAGUUAUAGACUUUUCCAAACCUUUUAUGAGCCUGGGCAUAUCUAUCAUGAUUAAAAAGCCUCAAAAAUCCAAACCCGGGGUAUUUUCCUUCCUGGAUCCUUUAGCUUAUGAGAUCUGGAUGUGCAUAGUUUUUGCCUAUAUUGGUGUCAGCGUUGUCCUCUUUCUGGUUAGCCGCUUCAGCCCAUAUGAGUGGCAUAAUGAAGAGGUUGAGGAAGGCCGUGAUCAACCAGCUAAUGACCAGACCAAUGAAUUUGGGAUAUUUAAUAGCCUGUGGUUCUCCUUAGGAGCUUUUAUGCAACAAGGAUGUGAUAUAUCUCCAAGAUCCCUGUCUGGACGCAUAGUUGGUGGAGUUUGGUGGUUUUUUACUUUGAUCAUCAUUUCAUCUUAUACAGCCAAUUUAGCUGCAUUUUUAACAGUAGAGAGGAUGGUGUCUCCCAUAGAAAGCGCAGAAGACUUGGCCAAGCAAACAGAGAUUGCUUAUGGGACUUUGGAUGCUGGUUCUACUAAAGAAUUCUUUCGGAGAUCUAAAAUAGCGGUUUUUGAGAAGAUGUGGACGUACAUGAAGUCAGCUGAGCCCUCUGUUUUCGUGCCGACAACAGAAGAGGGGAUGAAGCGUGUGAGGAGAUCCAAAGGGAAGUAUGCCUACCUGCUAGAGUCCACCAUGAAUGAGUACAUUGAACAGAGAAAACCAUGUGACACCAUGAAGGUGGGAGGUAACUUGGAUUCCAAAGGCUAUGGCAUUGCAACGCCAAAAGGUUCACCACUGAGAGGUCCUGUAAACCUAGCGGUUUUGAAACUCAGUGAGCAAGGCGUCUUAGACAAGCUGAAAAGCAAAUGGUGGUACGAUAAAGGGGAGUGUGGAAGCAAAGACUCCGGAAGUAAGGACAAAACAAGCGCUCUGAGUCUCAGCAACGUGGCCGGGGUUUUCUACAUCCUCAUCGGUGGUCUUGGACUAGCCAUGCUGGUUGCCUUAAUCGAGUUUUGUUACAAGUCCAGAAGUGAAUCAAAACGGAUGAAGGGUUUUUGUUUGAUCCCACAGCAAUCAAUCAAUGAAGCCAUACGGACAUCAACCCUCCCCAGAGCAUCUGCAGCAGGAACCAGCAGUGGAGAAAAUGGACGGGUGGUGAGCCACGAUUUUCCCCAAACCAUGCAGGAGAUUCCAUGCAUGGGUCACAACUCUGGGAUGGCCCUGGGAGCAACGGGAUUAUAA
Messenger RNA from Ahaetulla prasina, 2742 nucleotides. RefSeq names its product glutamate ionotropic receptor AMPA type subunit 1 (gene GRIA1). Gene Ontology annotation, molecular function: transmitter-gated monoatomic ion channel activity involved in regulation of postsynaptic membrane potential; AMPA glutamate receptor activity. The coding region runs from base 34 to 2742 and encodes 902 amino acids. Gene Ontology annotation, biological process: synaptic transmission, glutamatergic; monoatomic ion transport; modulation of chemical synaptic transmission. Gene Ontology annotation, cellular component: plasma membrane; postsynaptic membrane; AMPA glutamate receptor complex. The transcript has 16 exons. The record is from RefSeq and is a predicted model, not a curated record. NCBI's taxonomy places the organism in Eukaryota, Metazoa, Chordata, Lepidosauria, Squamata, Colubridae.